Messenger RNA from Acanthosepion pharaonis, 1668 nucleotides. Lineage: Eukaryota; Metazoa; Mollusca; Cephalopoda; Sepiida; Sepiidae. The record is from the annotation of a GenBank genome assembly.
AUGUGUUUCUUUCUUUCUCAGACUGUCCAUAUCUAUCUAUCUAUCUAUCUAUCUAUCUAUCUAUCUAUCUCAGUUCUCUUUUCAUAUCUAUCUAUCUAUCUAUCUAUCUAUCUAUCUAUCUAUCUAUCUAUCUAUCCCAGUUCUCUUUUCAUAUCUAUCUAUCUAUCUAUCUAUCUAUCUAUCUAUCCCAGUUCUCUUUUCAUAUCUAUCUAUCUAUCUAUCUAUCUAUCUAUCCCAGUUCUCUUUUCAUAUCUAUCUAUCUAUCUAUCUAUCUAUCUAUCUAUCUAUCUAUCUAUCCAGUUCUCUUUUCAUAUCUAUCUAUCUAUCUAUCUAUCUAUCUUUUGUUUUUUAAACUAUUUCUUUCUUUCUUUCUUCCUUCCUUUCUUCCUUCCUUUCUUUCUUUCUUUCUUUCUUUCUUUCUCCUUUAAACCAUUUCUUUCUUUCUUUCUUCCUUUCUUCCUUUCUUUCUUUCUUUCUUUCUUUCUUUCUUUCUUUCUUUCUUUCUUCCUUUGUUUCUUUGUUUCUUUCUUUCUUUCUUUCUUCCUUUCUUUCUUAUAUUCCCAGUCACUCGUUUCAUUUCUCCUUUCUUGUCUAAUUUCGCCCCCUUUGAGGAAAGAGACGGCGCGUUUAUCUAUCUAUCUAUCUAUCUAUCUAUCUAUCUAUCUAUCUUUGCCUCUAUUUCUCUCUGUCUUUCUUUUUAACAAUAUUGUUAUCUUAAUCUAUCUAUCUAUCUAUCUAUCUAUUUUAGUCUAUUCAAUAUCUAUGUAUGUAUGCAUGUAUCCAACUACCUAUUUUAGUCUAUUCAAUAUCUAUCUAUCUAUCUAUCUAUUUUGUCUAUUCAAUAUAUAUUGUAUUCAAUAUCUAUCUAUCUAUCUAUCUAUCUAUCUAUCUAUCUACUUUAGUCUAUUCAAUAUCUAUCUAUCUAUGUAUUAUUGUCUAUUCAAUAUGUAUGUAUGUAUCUAUCUAUCUAUUUUAGUCUAUUCAAUAUCUAUCUAUCUAUCUAUCUAUCUAUCUACUUUAGUCUAUUCAAUAUCUAUCUAUCUAUGUAUUCUUUCUAUUCAAUAUCUAUCUAUCUAUCUAUCUAUCUAUCUAUUUUUGGUUAUUCAAUAUGUAUGUAUGUAUGUAUCUAUCUAUCUAUCUAUCUAUUUUAGUCUACUCAAUAUCUAUCUGUCUAUCUAUCUAUCUAUCUAUCUAUCUAUCUAUCUAUCUAUCUAUCUUCUAUCUUUUUUUUUUUUUUUCUUUCUUUCUAAUAUCUAUCUAUCUAUCUAUCUAUCUAUCUAUCUAUCUAUCUAUCUAUCUAUCUAUGUUCAUUAUCUAUCUAUCUAUCUAUCUAUAGGAGUGUGUGUAUGGAUAGAUAGAUAUUUCUUAGUCUGUUCACAUCUAUCUAUCUAUCUAUCUAUCUAUCUAUCUAUCUAUCUAUCUAUCUAUCUAUCUUUGCCUCUAUUUCUUUCUGUCUUUCUUUUCAAGUCUGCUCAAAUCUCUUAUCUAUCUAUCUAUCUAUCUAUCUAUCUAUCUAUCUAUCUAUCUAUCUAUCUAUCUAUCUCAGACUGUCUAUUAUCUAUCUAUCUAUCUAUCUAUCUAUCUAUCUAUCUCAGACUGUCUAUUAUCUAUCUAUCUAUCUAUCUAUCUAUUUGUCUGUCUGGACGAACGCCCAAUAAUAACACUUAG